Pyricularia grisea is the source of this 2797-nucleotide messenger RNA. RefSeq lists its product as uncharacterized. Gene Ontology annotation, molecular function: protein binding. Bases 1066 to 2478 code for a protein of 470 amino acids. The transcript has 4 exons. Lineage: Eukaryota; Fungi; Ascomycota; Sordariomycetes; Magnaporthales; Pyriculariaceae. Gene Ontology annotation, cellular component: cytoplasm. The record is from RefSeq and is a predicted model, not a curated record.
CGCCCACAACUUUAUCGGCACGUUGUCUCCCUUGGCUGUGCACUCGGUUUGUGGGUUUGCUUGGCAGUUUGGAUUCACGUUACAUUUGCGGCCGUGCUAGCAACUAGUGCCACACAUCAUUCAGCGUUCCUGGCACAGAUCCAGUUCCAGACCCUUUUUUUAUCAUACGGAUAGAUAGGUUCCAAGUCGCGCUGCAAGUAACUCGCGGGGACCCCUGAAAUUUACCAGACAGCCAAUAUUUGCCCCCGGACCAGAACAACCUUGAUCCCGACAAGCGAGGCGGAGUUGGCGGCGAGACAGAACAAACAAAGACAGGAGAAGAGAGAAUUAAGGUAUACAUAUAGGAAAAGGAGGAACCAACCCAAAACGUCCUGCAACGUGCAACAACAAAAAGGGUUACUUACUUAGCCUCCCCAAGUCGAAAAAAAAAGUCAGUUUUGUGACUUCAGUCAGAGGAGGCCAGGCAAGGAAAGCAAAAAAAAAUAAUUGGGUCAUCGACUUCCUUGGCACCUACCUAUUCCAUCUCAACUUCUUGAACAAAAAUUGGCAGGGACAUCCCAUUAUCGAUCGCCCUUAAUCCGAAAAACAACAACCACUCGCUCUCUUUACUUUCUUUAAUACGGUACACUUCGCCACUUCCCGCUGUGCGGUUGACGGCAUCCAACCGACCACCUCAUCCCUGUUACCUUUGCACAGUUGUUCGGUGCAAAAAGACGGGUCCCGGCCACUCACUUUCAGUCAACCCCCAACCUCCAGCAAUUCCUUGGCCCGAUUGCUUUGCUCGACGAAACCACCAACAUCAAAAACCCGUCUUUUAAAAAGCGUUCCCAAGCGAUUGUUACCCCUCUUUCUUGUUGUAUUCGCUAAUGAGCUGCUAUCGAUUAUUGAAUCGAUUGACUUGCUCUCUGUGACUUGGCAACAACCGCCAUUUUUUACUACAUCACACGUACAAAGUACAGCCUCUGGCCUGCGAGCUUCCUACGAUUUUUAACUUUCUCCUUUCUUUUAUUUACCCCUCUCCCUUGUACGGUCAACGAUAGCGUUGUCCAUUUAUCUCGAAAGAUUAUGAAGAUUUCCACUCCAGGCAAGAUGAACUUGACAAAGAAGUUUGAUCGCGCCUUUCAAUGGGCUGGCGAGAAGAUGGGCGGCGAGGCCAAAACCAGCAUGACGGACGACUUUAAGAUGCUGGAGAUGGAGAUGGCCCUUAGAUUUGAUGGCAUGGAGCGUCUGCAAAGGUCAAUGAAUGCCUACGUCAAGUGGCUUGGCCGCCGUGACACUUUCGAAGACAAGGAGAAGGGCCUUGCAGGUGGAUAUCUCGGUCGAACGAUGGUUAGCCACGGUGAAGACUUUGAGAGUGACUCGGAUUUUGGAAACUGCUUGAUAGCCCUGGGACGCGCCAAUGAGAACUGUGCCGCAUAUCAGGAGCAGCUUGUCGCCGAUGCCACUACUGUAUGGCUCGAGUCCCUUGAACGAAGCUUGGCUACAAUGAAAGACUACCAGGCCGCCCGCAAGAAGCUAGAGAACCGUCGACUUGCGUACGAUGCAAGCAUGACCAAGCUGUCAAAGGCGAGGCGCGACGACUACCGUAUCGAGGAGGAAGUUCGCUCAGCAAAGGCCAAGUACGAAGAGACAACCGAGGACGUAUGCAGGCGCAUGCAGGAUAUCAAGGACGCCGAGGCCGACUCAACGCGCGACUUGACAAGCUUCCUCGAUGCCGAGCUCGAAUACCACGAGCGAUGUGCCGAGGAGCUCCGCCGCACACGAGAGAACUGGGCUGGUGCCAAUGUGCAAUCUUCGCCGUCGCGAAACAUGCACAGCAGCUUUGGUGGAAGGCCCGGUGGGGCUCCCAUUUUGGUUAGGAGCCGUUCGAGCACGAAUCAGUCCCUUGGCGAGAGGCUGUCGCGCACAAACACUAGCGGCAGCACGGGCAACUCUAGCGCCCAGAACUAUACGCAUGAGGAGCACGAGCCUGCGCCACCGGUUCGCAUGCCCACAAUCCGCUCAGCGUCGCGUAUGUCGGCAAACGCUGCCGCCCCUGACAUCCCAGCACGCCCUGGCGUGGCACGUAGCAACACAUUCCAAGGUGGUGCCACUAUUGAGCGUAACACGCACUCAACGUCUGGGUCCAGCACCCCAAGCGGCUACCAGCCGAGCUUCCAACAGCAACAAAACGCCGCCGCCACCAUGUCGGCCAACAUUGGCUCUUUGCGUGGUCAGCUUCGUCCCGUCAGCCGUAUAGUAACGCAACCGCGGGAGGACAAUGUGUUUGCCGAUGGAUAUGAUGACGACACGACCAGCAGCGGUGAUAGUCCGAAGUGGAGCGGCGGAGACAGGUGUUCGUCGCCUGCAACAAGCUAUGGCAGUGGUGUUUCGAGGACCGCGAGCACUUUGGGCAGCCGCAAGGCACCACCCCCUCCACCUAGCCGAUCCAAGAAGCCGCCGCCACCAGUCCCGGCAAAGCGAGAGGUGCUUUACUAAACGCUCAAGCUUUGCAACUUUCUAGUAUCUGUUUUAUUUUGCUCGACCAAGGCAUUCGAGGUUUGAGAGCAUUCUUCGGUGCCUUGCUUCUUGUAUUACGGAAUUUCUUGGGUUCUGGGAGACUAUGCAGGGAGGGACAAAUUGAUAAAAUCGGGGUAUCUGGAUCCUGUGCUAAUGGCUCAAGGACUGUAUCCGUACUGGCGUUGGUGGAAAAGAGCGUUUUGUUUGCAUCUGCCUGGACGGCAGGUAGCUAGCUAGCUUGGGUGUAGAAUGCAUUUCGUUUUUCACUAUAGCUUUCUCUACAAUUCUCCUUGUACUG